Sus scrofa (pig) is the source of this 6127-nucleotide messenger RNA. The record is from RefSeq and is a predicted model, not a curated record. NCBI's taxonomy places the organism in Eukaryota, Metazoa, Chordata, Mammalia, Artiodactyla, Suidae.
GGAAAGGAAAAACACCAGGAGGAGGAGGAGUGGACAUUUUUAUUGCAAACGGGAUUCUUAGGGACGGAACUGUGUUCCUAAAUCCCUUUGUUGACGCGCUGGCCUCCAGCGCCUCGGAAGUGGCUGUAUUUGGAGACGGGACCUUUCAAGAAGUGAUCCAGGUAAAAUGAGGCCCUUAGUGCGGGCCCUCAGCCAGUCGUAAAAGGGCACAGAGGAAAGCCCAUGCGAGGACACAGGGACAAAACAGCCACCUGCGUGGCGAGGAGCGAGGCCUUGAAAAGGCUCCUUGAUUUUGGACUUGCCGCCUCCAGAGCUGUGAGGAGGAAGUGCCUUUCUGUUGUUCACGUCCCCGGUCGGUCCGUGGGGGUUUGUUGUGGCGGCGCCAGCAAACUAGCACAGGAUCUCCGUGGUUUAGUUUGCGUCUCUAGCUUGCUCAUCCUGCUCACUGUUUGUUUUGCUUGAAACACACAGGGGGUCCCGUCGCUGCCCCCCGCCCCUCGCCAGGAAGUCCACCCCCAUCUUCCUCCUCCUCCUCCAGCUGCCGGGCCUCCCAGCCCCCGGCUCCCCCCGGGGUGUGAGGGGCGGCUCUGCGCGUCUCCGAGUCUCUGCCUCCCGGAUCUCGUGCCGCUCCCCCGCCUCCCCCACCCUGCCCUCCUGGCGGCGGGUAGGCGCCCUUGCUUCGGCGAGGACGUCAGUGGGUUUUAAGUGCCUAGUACCUGCCGAGAGGGGGCGCGGUCCCGGAGAAGCCUCCGGGCCUGGGAUCUAGAGAAGCCAGGACCACCUUGCAGGAGGCAGAGACCGCGCUGCCCGCGUGGUGGGGGGAAUGAAUUCGGGGACCACAGGGAGCCACCCUCGCGCACACGCGGGGGAGAUGCGCGAGGGGCUCGUCGCGGCUCCACCGCGAGGGAAGCGCCCCAACCUCCCGCUGUCCAGAAACCCCUCCGCGCUUCGCCGGCCGCGCGGCCUGGGGUCUCCGCCCAGGGCGGCUGGGGGAAGGGGAGGACCCGUUGCAGCUCCUCCCCCGGACCUGGCCGCCGGGAUCCGCGAAAAGCAGAAGCUAGCGGCGAUCCGGGGAGUCCCGCCGGGAUUUAGGAAGAGAAACUUGCAGCCGUAACCCGGAGCCGUGCCCCGCGUUCUCUCAAGGGCUCGGAAGAGAGUCCCUGGGUUCGGGCGGGGAACUGAGCCACCUCCCGGUCCGCCCCGUCUCACUGGAUGACCGAAGAUCGGGCCCUUCCCCAUCCCCAACCCCGCCCCCCGCUGCCCCGUGGCUGCUUUGCCGGGUGUACCUGCCCCGCCCAGCCCCGCCCCGCCCGGUCUGCUGGUCCGGGGCAGGGAAGGGGCUGCCUGCGAGGACGGGACGGGCCCGCGCCCCCGAAAGGCCGCCGCCGCCGCCGGGGCCCCGGAACGCACACCUCCUCCCCCUUCCCACGCCUUCUCAAGUCUCCCGGCCCUCCGCUGGACGCCCCGGGUCCCCCGCACCGUGCCUUCCAGGGCCUCGGACUCCCGCGCGACCCCGCAUCCUCUUGUCCACCCCUUCAUACCCCGCACCGGGUUCCCUGAGCCUCUCCGGGCCUCCCCUAGAUCCCCAGGGCGGUGCGGGUCGGGUCUCCUCAAUCCCCGCCGGCUGCCCAGGCAGGAGCUCGCCAUGCUCCGGCUCCAGGCGCUGCUGCUCCUGCUGCUGCUGCUGCUGCUGCUGCCGCCACCGCCGGCCGCGCGAGCCCGGGAGCCCUCUGCGCAGGACGUGAGCCUGGGCGUGGACUGGCUCACCCGCUAUGGGUACCUGCCGCCUCCUCACCCUGCCCAGGCCCAGCUGCAGAGCCCCGCAAAGCUGAGGACGGCGAUCAAGGUCAUGCAGAGGUUUGCGGGACUGCCUGAGACAGGCCUCCUGGACCCCCUGACAGUGGCCACCAUGCAUAAGCCCCGCUGCUCCCUGCCCGACGUGCUGGGGGUGGCGGGGCUGGUCAGGCGGCGGCGCCGGUACGCGCUGAGCGGGAGCGUGUGGAAGAAGCGAACCCUGACGUGGAGGGUGCUCUCCUUCCCGAGGGGCUCAGCACUGAGCCCGGACACGGUGCGGAGCCUCCUGCACCACGCCCUGGCUGCCUGGGGCCUCGAGUCGGGCCUCACAUUCCGGGAGGUGGGUUCUGAGAGCCCUGCGGAGCCUGACAUCAUCGUUGACUUCGCCCGGGCCUACCACCAGGACAGCUACCCCUUCGACGGGCAGGGUGGCACCCUGGCCCACGCCUUCUUCCCUGGGGAGCACCCCAUCUCUGGGGACACUCACUUUGACGAUGAGGAGACCUGGACUUUUGGGGCUCAAGACGGCGAAGGGACGGACCUGUUUGCAGUGGCUGUUCACGAGUUUGGCCAUGCCCUCGGCCUGGGCCACUCCUCGGCACCCGGCUCCAUCAUGAGGCCCUUUUACCAGGGCCCCGUCGGCAACCCCUCCGAGUACCGCCUGUCCCAGGACGACCGCGAAGGCCUACAGCAGCUCUACGGGAAAGCACCCCAGACCCCGUAUGACAAGCCCACAAGGAAACCCCUGGCUACUCCGCCCCCACCCCCUGCCCUGCCCCCUGAUAGCCCCUCGCAACCCGUUCCUGACCGCUGCGAAGGCAAUUUUGACGCCAUCGCCAACAUCCGCGGAGAAACUUUCUUCUUCAAAGGCCCCUGGUUCUGGCGCCUGCAGCCCUCGGGCCAGCUGGUGUCUCCCCGGCCCGCCCGACUCCACCGCUUCUGGGAGGGGCUGCCCGCCCAGGUGCAGGUCAUCCAGGCCGCCUACGCCCGGCACCCGGACGGCCGGAUCCUCCUCUUUAGCGGCCCGCAGUUCUGGGUGUUCCAGGACCGGCGGCUAGAGGGCGCCCCGCGGCCGCUCACCGAGCUGGGGCUGCCCCCGCAAGAGCAGGUGGACGCCGUGUUCUCCUGGCCGCUCAACGGGAAGACCUACCUGGUCCGGGGCCAGCGCUACUGGCGCUACGACGAGGCGGCGGCGAGCCCCGACCCCGGCUACCCGCGCGACCUGAGCCUCUGGGAGGGGGCGCCGCACGCCCCCGACGAUGUCACCGUCAGCAACACAGGCGACACCUACUUCUUCAAGGGCGCCCACUACUGGCGCUUCCCCAAGGGCAGCGUCAAGGCGGAGCCGGACUCGCCGCAGCCCAUGGGUCCCAAGUGGCUGGACUGCCCCGCCCCCAGCGCCGGGCCCCGCGCCCCCAGGCCCCCCAAAGCCACCCUUCAGCCUGGGGCCUGCGAUUGUCAGUGCGAGAUCAAUCAGGGGCCGGGGCGGCUGUCCGCGCCCCUCCUGCUGCCCCUUCUCCCCCUGCUGGUGGGGGGCACCGCCUUAGGCUGACUGGGGACCCGGCGCUGCGCGGGAGGGGCGGGAUCGCCCCCCGCGGGCCCUGGCGGCCUGCGGCUGUGGGAACCUCGGGCCCUGGGGCAGAGCUCCACCAGACGGAGCUGGGUGCAGGCAUGGCGCUAAGGCCCGAGGCGCCCGAGGGUGUUGACCAAGGGCUGGCCCUUGGACUGAAUGCUCCCUGUGAGCCGGCUCCUUCCCUGUCCCCAGGUUCCCAACCUGGACUCUGUCCCGGCUGGGACGCCGCAGGACUCCUUUUCCGGGAAUACCCAGCCCUGCCCAGAGUUCAGCCCUCUGACUCCCUGUAGCCCUCCCUAGUCCUGCCUGGCAGCAGCAGCUGUUCCGGGGUGUUUGGGUCUUUCCAGCACAGGCCUGAUCUGGAAGCUGAACCCCAGCCCCGCCAUCCACCCGCUGUUCUGACCUAUCACGCUCGCGCCGAGGCCACGUUGGUGGGGACCCCAGACCCCGCCCUGAGCCUGCCCCUGAGCGCCAGUGUCCCAGGUCCUGGGUGACACCAGUGGCCACGUGGAUGAUACGCCCCCAUCCUGCCCCCAGGGACCUCCUUUCUUUCUGGUCACCACCCUGGUCCAGAGCUGCCCGAAUCCCACAGGACACCCUCCUGUCCCUAACACACCGGUCCCCGCCUGCACACCUGAGCCCCUGCCGCCUCCCUCCUGAACUCCCUGGCUCCAGGGUCACUGCCUGCUCAUCAGUCCUGGCUGCAGAGUGGGUGGAAGCCGGGCCACCUCACUGCCCCCCACUGCCCCCGGAAUUCUGUGUCUUCAGCUCAGCUUUUGGACUUUUCCGCAUCAGAAUGCGCCAGGGACCUUGAGAGUGAAGACCCCUUGGCCUCAGCCUGAAUCCUCCCUCUGGGGAUGGGAGCAGGAAUCUGCCUUUGAAGCCCUGGAAGGGGUGGCCCUGACCGGCCAGGUUGUUGGCUCCGUGACUCCUUGUCCUGGCGUUUCUGUGUCUCUGCCAUGUUCGCUGUCCCAGGUACCACCUUCACAAACUCUAUGAGCCAAGCUGAUGGCCUUGGUAAAGAGCGGUCCCCCCAUGGGUGGAGUCACGUAUUGGCCACUUCUUGGGUUGUCACCCAACCUCAGCCGAGACGAGUGGGGACGUGUCCCACCUUGGUCACAGGCAGCAUGACCAGUAGGAGGGCGACAGCCAGGGGUCUUCACCCAGCUGGGACCUGAGAUUUCUAAGCCACCAGAAAGCCAUCAGGGCCUCUGCCAGGGUCCUUUCCAAGUAUGAGGAGGAGGAAAGUUGUAUUUUGAAGGCUUGUCUGGAGUUCCCGGGUGGCUCAGUGGAUUAGGCAUCCAUAACUGUCACUGCUGUGGUGCUGGUUGGCUCCCUGGCCUGGGAACUUCCAUAUGCUGUGGUUUGGGCCAAAAAAAAUUUCAACUCAAAUAAAAAUAAAGACUUAUGUAACCCAGCAGGAGAACAAUGAAAAUGAUGGAAGAGAAAGCCCUUUGUUUCUUCUGAGCGCUCAUGAAUUUGGGGUCACAUUUGGUGGCAGGAACUUGACAGAGCUGAAUCCCUCUGUUUUUGCAGAAGAGGUUGGCUCCAGCUUUGACGGGCACCAGCUGGGGGGGGAGGGGAAUGAGAGGGAAGAGGAACCCAAGAGCUGGGUGGAGGGAGCCCGGAGUGGGGGCAUCCUGUGUGACAUUUGACAUUUGACAUUCCAGGGCCUCAAGGGAAACCUCUGCUUCUCCCGCCUAUAAGACUUUCUUAAGUCUGCUACUCAAAAUGUCACAGCAAGUUCAAUGACACUAUUAUUAUUAUUGUUGUUGUUGUUAUUGUCUUUUUAGGGCCAUACCUGCAGCAUAUGGAGGUUCCCAGGCUUGGGUCAAAGUGGAGCUACAGCCGCUGGCCUACACCAUAGCCACAGCCACACAGGAUCUGAGCCACACCUGCAGCCUACACCACAGCUCAGGCAAUGCAGGAUCCUUAACCCACACAGCAAGGCCAGGGAUCAAACCCGCAACCUCAUGGUUCCCGGUGGGGUUCGUUAACCACUGAGCCAUGAAGGGAAUGCCUACAUUCUUUUUUCAAUAAGUACAUUCUCAUAAUCAAAAUGUGAAGCUUUUGGUGUUUCAAAAGAUACUAUCAAAAAAGUGAAAAGAGAGAUUCCUUGGUGGCUCAGUGGGUUAGGGAACUGCCAUGAUCACUGCUGUGACGCGGGUUCGAUCCUUGACCCGGAACAUAUGCAUACCUUGGCCAGCCAAAUAAUAAUAAUAAGUGAAAUAAAAUCUUUAAAAGUGAAAAGAUACAAAAUGAGACAAAUGUUUAUAAAUGAUAUAUCUAAUAAGACACUCCUUGACAAAAUAUACAGCCUUCUUUUAGAACUUAAUAAAAAGACAAGUAAACCAAUUGAAAAUAGGGAAAGGGAGUUCCCGUCAUGGCUCAGUGGUUAAGGAAUCCGACUAGGAACCAUGAGGUUGCGGGUUCGAUCCCUGGCCUCGCUCAGUGGGUUAAGGAUCCGGCAUUGCCGUGAGCUGUGGUGUAGGUCGCAGAUCUGGCUCAGAUCUGGUGUUGCUGUGGCUGUGGUAGGUCGCAGAUGUGGCUCGGAUUCCCCGUUGCCAUGAGCUGUGGUGUAGGCCAGCAGCUGUAGCUCCGAUUAGGCCCCUAGCCUGGUAACCUCCAUAUGCCAUGGGUGCAGCCCUAAAAAGAAAAAAAAAAAAAAAUUCCAAAAACCAAACAAACAGAAAAACAUAGUUCCCAUGUGACUGAGCCAGUCCACUCCUAGGUGGCAUUCAAGAGAAAAAAAAAAAAAAA